UUCGCCCGGUGGAGAAAAUAUCGCUGAGUAAUAAAGUGCGCUGUUAGCUUCCGGCGUGACGUCACUGUUUACAAACACAGGCACCGGAAGUGAGACAGGCAAAAAACAAGAUUACGGAAAGAGCGGCGAGAAAGAGGCUGACGUGCGCUGUGUCAGCCGCACGGAUAGACGGCGAAACCUGUGGAUUUCAGCCAGGCGCUUCGCUGGACUGUUGCGUUUUGCAGGGUGCCUUUCAGGGCCGAAGAAGGACGCUUUUGAAGAUCUGCAGGAAGGGCGCUGUGGUAAGUUUCCGCUGCUGUUAAUGCAAGAGUUUGUGAAAUUCGCAACAUGAGAAGCUUUCUUCGCCUCCAGAGCGUCGCCCUUCAGUGAUCAGAAAGCCUCCCUGUGACUCAGCUGUUCCCAGAAUCGGGGCAAUUCAAACACCACACGGUUAGGCGGAGGCGCGCCGGAAAAAACUGCCACUUUAACAGUUUCGCCCCUUCGCAUUCAAGCGAUGGAUGUGGCGUGAAAGCAAGAAAGGACUACGUUUUCAACUUGAGAAUGUUUGGCUUUUUUGGUGUAAGCCGCUGCUUUUAAAAGACUGGAAACGUCGGUCUGCGCCGUAUUGCUAAAACUCAGUAAUAUGAAGUGAGCAAAAACUAUUUUGGGGGAAAAGCGAACAGCCACGGCCAGAUUUUUAAUUUAAUUUAAUUUUAGCAGCAACUGAAGAUUUUAAAAACCGCAUUCCCGUUCAAUCGUCUCCGUUAAUUCCAAGCACACGAUCCUGCCCGUCAGGUCAUGGCAGAGUCUUGCCCAGACGCCGUCGACGGUGAGAUUAUAGGCGCUUCUGAGGGACGGCCGUUGAAAAAUGAGGACUUCGAUGCCGCUAGACCUCAGGACAAGCAAAUCGGCCGGAAAGAGGGUGUCGCCAACAUUGAGCAAUCCUCUGGGAGUAUUUCUCACCUUGUGAAAGAUGAGCUAACGGCAUGCAAAGAACCUCCUACAAGCGCAGCGUCUCUUGAUGAUGCUCGUGCGGCCCGGUCGGUGACCUCUAAAAGCCAAGACAAAACCGAUGAAGCUGAGAUCCUCAGCCAGUCCUGCACACCCAGCCAAUCGGAGGUGACGCCCACUUUCUCUGUGGCCAGCCUGGAGUUCUCCGAGGAGGCUAACGGGAUCCCUCCUGAUGGACCGUUGGUUUCGUCCAAAUCCGCUCAGGAUGGCAACCAAGUGCCCCCUCAGGAGAGCGGAGGGGCCUGCGCGGGGGCUGCGAGGACAUCAGAGCCUAGCAUGCCGGCGUAUUACUUUGUCAAGUGGAUUACCUGGAAAGAGAAGAAGACGGCUGUUAUCACGCAGAGCGAGAACGGACCCUGCCCUCUGAUCGCCAUCAUGAACAUCCUGUUGCUGCGGUGGAAGGUGAAGUUGCCGGCGCAGACAGAAGUGGUCACCACUGAAGAGCUGAUGUCUCACCUUGGUGAAUGUGUGCUGAACAUCAAACCGCCGGAGAAAGCAGAAGGCAUGGAGCUCAAUUUCCAGCAGAAUAUGAGUGAUGCUAUGGCAGUGCUGCAUAAACUGCAGACAGGUCUGGAUGUGAACGUUAAGUUCACGGGUGUUCGGGUGUUCGAAUACACACCCGAGUGCAUCGUCUUUGACCUGCUGGACAUCCCGCUCUACCACGGGUGGCUGGUUGACCCACAGAUGGCUGAUAUAGUUAAGGCGGUGGGGAACUGUAGUUAUAACCAGUUGGUAGAGAAGAUAAUCAGCUGUAAGCAGUCAGACAACAGCGAGCUGGCCGGGGAAGGUUUUGUGGCAGAGCAGUUUCUGAACAGCACGGCGACUCAGCUGACAUACCACGGCCUGUGUGAACUCACUUCUACCGUACAAGAGGGAGAACUGUGUGUCUUCUUUAGAAACAAUCACUUCAGCACCAUGACCAAAUUUAAGGCCCAGCUGUACCUGCUGGUAACGGAUCAGGGCUUUCUCACUGAGGAGAAGGUGGUUUGGGAAAGUUUGCAUAAUGUCGACGGAGAUGGAAACUUCUGUGACUCUGAGUUCCAUCUGAGGCCGCCCUCUGACCCGGAAACUGUCUACCGUGGUCAGCAAGACCAGAUCGAUCAGGACUACCUGAUGGCACUGUCCCUACAGCAGGAACAGCAGGCUUCAGACCUGGGUUGGGAACAGAUCCCAGAAGGCAUCAGUGAUCUAGAGCUUGCCAAGAAGCUGCAGGAGGAGGAGGACCGCAGAGCGUCACAGUACUAUCAGGAGCAGGAGCAGGCACAGGCAGCGGCAGCAGCGGCUGCACAGGCACAGGGACAACAACCAGCAGCGGGUGCUGACCAGGUGGAUAGAGCGGCAGCUUCUGGAGCCUCAGCGGGGGGAGCCACGGCUUCUCCAAGCCCAGGCAAACAGCCCUCAACGGGGGAACGCAAACCCAAGAAAGAAGCCAAGGACAAAGACAAAUGCAUCUUGUUGUAACAGCAGUGGAAUCUGUGUGGAGUACGAAACGGGCAGCAGUUUAAUUCCAGUGGCUCUGCAAUGCAUCUCCCAGCGUGAGGUGGAGAAAGAAUAGGCGACAGAGAUGAAGUGUGACAGACGGAGAGGACUUGCCAUUCUCAAGCCACUUGUGCCUGACUUUAACCCUCAGAGUUCUGAAGAUGCAGACAAGAAGAGAGGGGUGUCACUACAAGGACUAUCACUACAUCUUUCGUAGAGCUGGCCAAAUGUUCUCAGCAGGAAAUCCACUGCAGUGCACUAUAUUUGUGUGGGGUCACCAGGGAGGGUGUUUUUUUGUAGUAAAACAAGGUAAUGUACACAUAGCACUAGGCAAAAAAGUACCCCCUCCCUCCAAAAACAACAACAACAAAAAAAAAAACAAAUGAGAAAAAAAAUGGCACCACUCUUUUUCAUUAUACAAAGCGUUUUCUUUUUUGUGUUGAUUUCCGUUAUUGCUGUUGUUUAUAAGCUCUUUUAUACCAGUUUACCCGUAUAUAUGCAUAUGUAGAUUUGUUGUAUCGGUCAGUUUAUGUUGUUUGACUGAAGGUUAUCUGAGAUCUUUUCAUGAAAGGCCGUUCACAUGAGCAGGUAGCAAGCCAACAGGUCGCUUGGCAAAGGUUAUGUCUCAGGACAUGAUGUAGACCACCUUAGUUCUUUGCCUGGCAGUUUGAUGCCAAAUCUUUCAUUGAUGAUCCUUUUUAGAGAGUGAGAUCUUGAUAAAACAAAUGCAUUGAAAAAGGGUUUCCUUAUUAGGCAGUUGAAAAUCCAGUUAUAUAGAUGUGUAUACAAAAACAUUAUUAUUUCCAGUAGGACAAUAACUGUUAAUAUCUGUGAGCGACUGACACUACCAUUUAAUGUAAAUAUUUUUUAAAUUUCGAAAUCAGUAGGUUAUAUAAAAAUACAUGGCCAAGUUUUUGCUUCGCCCCACCCCUUUUACAUUUCAGCCAAAUGUCUGGUUCAUAUUUGCCUUAUAAGAUGAAGCAUAUGAUUAGGAUCAUUGUCCAUGAAUUUGGCUUUGAUCAAUUAACUACAGUGUUAUUGCCCCAAAAACCAAAUGGUCGUUGUAAAGAAAUCGCUUGCUUUCCUCCCGAUAUCGGUUUUACGAAGGGGCGACGUCGAAACUGAAAUAUGGAGAGCAGGUUGGCUGAUUUCUGACCGAGAUAACAAGAGGAAGUUUAACACUUUUGUGUUAAUCGUCCAAGUGGACACCGGGGCGAUAGUCUGCAAAUGGCUGAACGCCGGCCGAAGCGAACCGAUAUAUCGGUCUAUCGCUAGGCCUAGCUAUAAACUUCGCACUCCUUCAUGUACAUUGUACAUAUUCAUUUACACUAUAUGGAUGUAAUGUAGGAAAGGAUUACUCAAGCCCAUUCUGUUCCAGUGCUGCCUCCUGAGAGACAAGGUCUUUUCUAUCCAAACAUUCCAGCUAUAUGCCUUGAACUGAGCAUUGUACUGAGCGUUACACUCAGAGAAGCGCCAACGUUGGGCUAUUUUACCUGUUGUUCUGCUCUCGCAAUGCAAGAAUGAACAACUCCUGCAUUGUAGAAAAGCCUCGUGAUGGUGUAGUCAGUCGAACAGACAGUUCGAUUGCUGUUGGUUAAAUAGGAGCACAGUAGCUGCUGUUUAUGCUAGUCGUGGGCUGGAGCUGUUCAUUUGACGUUUGGUCCCCCAGUGGCCAAUACUCUCUGUAUAUAAAAAGCCUUACAAUAUUUACAGUAUCUUUUAUACCUACAAAAGUAGGUGAGAGACGAGACUGAGACAAUCUGUAGACCUUACCAUAGACAGAAAACCGCACAGGCCUUCACAGAAGGAACAUAUCCAUGAGUGUCUUGCAAACAGUUUGACGUGUGCUAUCCCACUUGGUAAUGGAUAUAAACUAUGUCAAAUGUGAAAGACAGGGUUUCAUUUGAAAUAGCACCCUUUGUUAAGGCACGUUCACACCAGAACUGUUGAAAAAUUGCGACACUACCACAAAGUUUCAUUGAAUGGGGGAAUAGAGAGGUUACAUGUUCCAAAUACAAUAUUUUAAGCGCUUAAAUCAGUUCAGUUCAUUGUGGCCCAAGCUCAUUUACUCGUAAUUCGAUGAAAUGACUGGAUUUCUUUGACGUUUUAGAUAAUGUUCAUCCUUAGAAUAGAUCCAGUUAAGUUCUAAUGUUAUCUGUGGAAGCAAUCUUCUUUGCCUCCAAAAUUUAACACAGGAAAAAAACUGAUUAAGCCUACUAUAAAUAUGGUCAAUGUAACAACAUUACACGUUAAUAUUUACUUCAAACUUACAGUUUCUUCAAAACUUCAAAUAUACAGUUGCUGCUACUGUCUGUCCAACCUAAACCAUCAGAGCAGGUUCUUAACAGCAGUUUAUUUGAAACCGUUGCAAGCUACAUGAACAAUGUGAUCUUUGAGAUAAAAGGAUGUCGCAAAUCUUUUUCAGCGGUUCUGGUACACUCCAAGAACGAUAACUAUAGAGACCUUAGGCAGGGUAGGCAGAGCUCAUGUCAUUACGAAGUAGCCUACAGUGGAUUGUACUGUUGUUCAACAGCACAAAAGUUCAGCUGACAAAAUGUCUUUACACGAAGGAAAAAGUUUAAAAUCUGUUCAGAAAGUUGUUAGUUGUGAAAAUUACACAAUGUAGUACCUUUGUACAGUGUGUCAUUGUAAAAAUUGUAAAUCUACCAUGCACAGCCUCGUUUUUAUCGUCGAUACAGAUUUUAACAAUACAGAUUGUGUCAAAGCUCUGAACAGCAUCAAAUAGGAGAAUUGGGUUAUAGUAAUGUGUAAUGACAAGAUUUAACGCUUAGUUUUUAUUCAAAUGCAGAGACGGUCUGCGUAAUCAUAUCGACGAUCGCUAGAAAUUAAGUGUCCCCAAGAGGCGAAAACAGGGAAGAAACCAAAACUCCAUCCGUGAGAGAAUGGAGGAAAAGAAAAAAAAACGGCUCAGUUGGGGGCCAGUACUCUGGCCAGAUGAACCAACAAUUAAUUUCCAGUUAAAUUUUAAAUGCAGCUAUAACAAUGUUUUUUAGAAUCACGCUGUGGUAAAGAAUAAAAUGCUUGCAAUUUUGUUUUUAAAUUUUAAGCAUUCUUAAGCUAAAAAACAUUCUGAAAUUCCAUUUUUUUCUCUGGAAUAAUCAGUUGUCAUAGAAUUUGGAAAGCUUUUUAAAACUUUAUAGUUAUCGUCCUUGAUAUGAACAGCCCUAUAAACUUUAUAAAUGCAACUAUAAUUUCAACUCCAAAUAGUGCUUCUAAGAGAUUAUUAUUUAAUGUAAUGAUUAUUUAAGUUGGUACCUGAGAUUAAUGGGUUGACAUACUAAUGUUCAGCCAGAAAGUGCACAACAGUCUGUUGCUGUGUAUUUGUCAUGUUUUCAUCAUCCCCUAGAAGGUACACUAUAACAUCUAGGGUUAUACAUUCACCAUGGUUUUACACUACUCAAACUAUACAUUUACAUUCAUUAAUAUCAGUGAGCUUCUUUCACCUCUGCAACCGGUGUCAUGGUAGAAAGCACAAGCUAUUCACUAUAGAGUUGGGAGAGAAAUGUCUUAAAGGGUCUGUACUGGGGUUGGCGCGGUGAAAUGGGAUGAUAAUGAGUAAAGCAUCCGUUUUCAUCAAGCUUGGGAAAACAAAAGGUUUCAUUCUGAGACUUAGGUUCUGAUUCAAACACUUCCUCAACUGUUACACUUGCAGGUCAGGUUAAAUAUGGACAUUCCAAGGUGCUUUUGAUCAGUGGCAUGUCUGGUAAAGGAGUUAUUAAGGACAAUGUGCAACAGACUUCUCCAGCACACAGAAUUAUACCCACUGUGCAUUAGUUUGUCAUUUGUAUUGAUUGCCAAUAACUAUUCUUCUGUAAUGUGCUUCAGCUUCAACCAUUUGCUUCGAAACUGAUCUUGUUAAUUGCAUAUGUAUAAAUUGUCACAAGAACAUA
Molecule: messenger RNA, 6380 nt
Organism: Puntigrus tetrazona (Sumatra barb)
Lineage: Eukaryota; Metazoa; Chordata; Actinopteri; Cypriniformes; Cyprinidae
Product: ubiquitin carboxyl-terminal hydrolase MINDY-1-like
Exons: 11
Coding region: 778-2451 (557 amino acids)
Biological process (GO): protein K48-linked deubiquitination
Cellular component (GO): cytosol; cell periphery
Molecular function (GO): cysteine-type carboxypeptidase activity; K48-linked deubiquitinase activity; cysteine-type deubiquitinase activity
Source: RefSeq, a predicted model, not a curated record